AAAUUAGAUGCCCGGUCUGGUAAAAUCUUAUGGCAAACCUUCAUGUUGCCCAACAAUUUUGGCAAGACCGGAGGAUAUGCCGGAGCAUCCGUAUGGGGAAGUAGCCCUCCAAUCGAUAUUCACCGAAAUGUUGUCUACAUUGCUACGGGAAACCUGUACUCUGUACCUGAAAAUAUCAGAAAAUGCCAGGAAAGGGAGAACAACCAGACAGCACCAACUCAUCCGGAUGAGUGUGUUGAGCCUGAUAACCACUCAGAAUCAAUCCUUGCCCUUGAUUUGGAUGCUGGAAAGAUCAAAUGGAAGCUGGACCUGGAGGAGUCGUUGGGGGAGGAACAUGGGGAGCUGCCACGGAUGAAAGAAGGGUGUACACUAACAUUGUCAACUCCAACCACAAGAAUUUCUCUCAAGCGAUCAGCAAAGAACACAACCGCUGGUGGAUGGUUGGCAAUGGAUGCUGAGACCAAGUGGCCAAUGGUGUCCUCUUUGCUCUUUGGUGGUUCAACCAAUCCUAAAGGACCCAUUUACGCAAUAGAUAUCCGAACUGUUAUAUGGGCAAAUAACACAGUGUUACCGUCUAUGGUGGCAUGUCAGAUUUUUGCAAUGGCAACAUCCUCUUCGUCAAUGGCUAUUCGUACCAGGCUGGAAGGGAUGGUGGCUAUGUCACCGUCUCCAAUUGUUAUCCUCUUCACUGACACUGAGCAGAAAGGGACCUAUAUAUGGAAUCAGUUCAGAGACUGGAAGGAUAUCGAUAUGGUGAUCUUAUGAUGCUGGAGCUUCUUCCUAAGGGAGCACGUUGAUGAGUAAUAACAGGUGCGUUCUUCUGGUUAAUGGAUAUAAUGCCAUUUUCCUUCUACCUCUACUAAAAAAUUUCCAGUGUC
This is a messenger RNA of Rubroshorea leprosula, 878 nucleotides long. Lineage: Eukaryota; Viridiplantae; Streptophyta; Magnoliopsida; Malvales; Dipterocarpaceae. The record is from the annotation of a GenBank genome assembly.